This is a messenger RNA of Pygocentrus nattereri (red-bellied piranha), 1972 nucleotides long. RefSeq names its product P2Y purinoceptor 3. Gene Ontology annotation, biological process: phospholipase C-activating G protein-coupled receptor signaling pathway; cellular response to pyrimidine ribonucleotide. The coding region runs from base 539 to 1504 and encodes 321 amino acids. The transcript is spliced from 3 exons. Gene Ontology annotation, molecular function: G protein-coupled UTP receptor activity; G protein-coupled UDP receptor activity; G protein-coupled ADP receptor activity. Gene Ontology annotation, cellular component: plasma membrane. The record is from RefSeq and is a predicted model, not a curated record. NCBI's taxonomy places the organism in Eukaryota, Metazoa, Chordata, Actinopteri, Characiformes, Serrasalmidae.
CUGCGCUCUGGAGCGCUCAGCUCAGCCGCUUACAGGAAGAACGUUUAAAAACGCAGUUUUAGUGAUUUUUCUCGGGAAAACGAAGUUUUGGAUUUGGUGAUUUUUACCUGCGACAGAACUUCACCUCCUUUGUGCUUGCGCGCGCGUACGUGUGUGAGGUUCGCGAGGGAGUGAGUGAGUGAGUGAGUGCGCGUGCUCGAGCAGCGCGUGAACGCGAGGAGCUCCAGUGAAAGUGUGUGGCUCUGAGAGUCAAAACGCAGUGAAAGUCCAGCCAAGCGUUCAUACAGACCAGAGGGAGGCUACCCUGCUGACCAGAUGAGCUGAACGGGAGCGCUGCUGGACCCAGACUGACCCCUCACACCUCCAUUCACACACACCAGAGAAGAAAAAACAAGGGUGAGCUGUUCACUUUCCGCUGUCCAAGUUGCAGAUACACUGAACUCCACAGUCAUGCCAGGAUGUGAAAGUCUGCUGUAUUUCCGCUUUUCUUACAUCAGAACAGUUGGAGUAGAAUGUGAAGCAGUCAAUCACUUUGCACAUGGCCAACUCCUCUUCUGCCGCUCUCCCCUCUUGCACCUACAAUGAGGACUUCAAGCGCUUUCUCCUGCCCAUCGUCUAUAGCGUCGUCUUCAUCAUAGGCCUUCCGCUCAACAUCGCGGUCAUCCUGCGGAUAUGGGGCACUCGCCGGGCACUGAGCCGCAACAACAUCUACAUGCUUAACCUGGCGGUGGCUGACUUUCUCUACGUCUGCUCACUGCCUUUGUUAAUCUACAACUAUGCCAGAAGGGACUACUGGCCUUUCGGGGACUUCACCUGCCGGCUAGUUCGCUUUCAGUUCUACAGCAACCUUCAUGGUAGCAUUUUCUUCCUCACCUGCAUUAGCUUCCAGCGCUACCUGGGCAUUUGCCAUCCGUUGGCCCAGUGGCCUAAAAGGGGAGGCCGUAGACUAGCCUGGGUGGUUUGUGCUUGUGUCUGGGUGACCGUGGCUGUGCUAGUCGCUCCGACCUUUGAGUUUGCGGCCACAGGAAUCCAGAGAAACCGCACGGUUUGCUAUGACCUUAGCGUACCUGAACGUUCUGCCCAGUAUGUUCCAUAUGGACUGGCCCUGACCUGCUUGGGCUUUUUGGUGCCCUUCCUGAUCAUAGUGAGGCUUUACUGCAGUAUGGCAAGGGUGCUGUGCCGCCCUGCGGAAGCUAGGGGUGAAGCAGCGGAAGUAAAGAAGAGCAAAGCGGUCAAAAUGAUCGUAAUCGUGGUGAUAGUUUUCGCCAUCAGCUUCCUGCCAUUUCACGUGACCAAAACGCUAUACCUGUUGGUUCGGACCAUGCCUACAGCACCCUGUGAGCUGCGGAACCUCUUGGCCGUCAUCUACAAGAGCACCAGGCCCUUCGCCAGCGUGAACAGCGUGCUGGACCCCAUCCUCUUCUACUUCACACAGUCCAAGUUCAGACAAGGCACACGUAGAGUGCUGCUCAAGAUCACCACACUCAGAGAGAAGAUCGGCUGAUGCGAUAGGCCAAGAAAUCUAAUUUAGACAGUUUUCCCAUAAUGUAGGUAAUCAGCUAAGACAUGUUUGGUGUCUGAAGUUUGCUUCCUGAGUUUUGCACUGGAGCUACAAGGCAUAUAGCCACCAAACAACAAUCAUGUAGUUUUGUCCUUUUUAAGUGACCCUUAUUAGUCCCACAACGGGGAAUUUUCACCUCCGCAUUUAACCCAUCUGUGAAGUGAAACACCACAUACACACUAGUGAAUGCACACACACUAGGGGGCAGUGAGCACACUUGCCCGGAGUGGUGGGCAGCCCUAGCCACGGCGCCCUGGGAGCAGUCGGGGGUGAGGUGUCUUGCUCAAGGACACCUCAAUCUUGGACUGUUGGCACUGGGGACUGUUGGUACUAAUACAACUAUGAUUAUAUAUAAAUAUAAACCUAUACAUUAUAAUACACUGAUCAGGCAUAACAUUAUGACCACCUCCU